Molecule: messenger RNA, 958 nt
Organism: Stomoxys calcitrans (stable fly)
Lineage: Eukaryota; Metazoa; Arthropoda; Insecta; Diptera; Muscidae
Gene: sta
Product: small ribosomal subunit protein uS2
Exons: 3
Coding region: 65-889 (274 amino acids)
Biological process (GO): cytoplasmic translation; ribosomal small subunit assembly
Cellular component (GO): ribosome; 90S preribosome; cytosolic small ribosomal subunit
Molecular function (GO): structural constituent of ribosome
Source: RefSeq, a predicted model, not a curated record
CGUCCAUUUAAUUAUCGCUCCCAGUGGCAUCCACAACGUUUCCGUAACUCUUUAAUACGUUAAAAUGUCGGGAGGCUUAGAUAUUUUGUCCCUCAAAGAGGAAGAUGUUACCAAAAUGUUGGUAGCCACCACCCAUUUGGGCUCGGAAACCGUCAACUUCCAAAUGGAACAAUACGUUUACAAGCGCCGCCCUGAUGGUGUUAACAUCAUCAACAUUGGCAAGACCUGGGAGAAAUUGGUCUUGGCUGCACGUGCUAUUGCCGCCAUUGAACAUCCCUCAGAUGUUUUCGUCAUCUCUUCUCGCCCCAUUGGUCAACGUGCUGUAUUGAAGUUCGCCAAAUAUACUGAUACAACCCCCAUUGCUGGUCGUUUCACUCCUGGUGCAUUCACCAAUCAAAUUCAACCUGCUUUCCGUGAACCCCGUCUUUUGGUUGUCACCGAUCCCAUGACCGAUCAUCAACCCAUCAUGGAAGCCUCCUAUGCCAACAUCCCCGUUAUUGCCUUUGUCAAUACUGAUUCUCCUUUGCGUUACAUUGACAUUGCCAUUCCAUGCAACAACAAGUCUCCCCACUCCAUUGGUUUGAUGUUGUGGUUGUUGUCUCGUGAGGUUCUCCGUUUGCGCGGCACCAUCCCACGUAGCAUUGAAUGGAAUGUGGUCGUCGAUUUGUUCUUCUAUCGCGAUCCUGAGGAAGCUGAAAAGGAAGAGGCUGCUGCCAAGGAGCUUUUGCCAGCUGCUAAGGUUGAGGAAGUUGUUGAUCAUCCCGUUGAAGAAGCCUCCAACUGGGCCGAAGAAGUUGCUAUUGAUGUGGCUCCAGCUGUUGUUGCCGGUGCCGAAGACUGGAAUGACGAUACCGUCAAGUCCUCAUGGGGCAAUGAUGCCAACUUCUAAAUGCAUUUUUAGAAGCAUGUUUUUACAAGCAAAAUAUUAAAGGAAAUAAAAAAUUUAUUUCAAAGUAAA